Molecule: messenger RNA, 537 nt
Organism: Histoplasma capsulatum G186AR
Lineage: Eukaryota; Fungi; Ascomycota; Eurotiomycetes; Onygenales; Ajellomycetaceae
Exons: 2
Coding region: 1-537 (178 amino acids)
Source: RefSeq, a predicted model, not a curated record
AUGGCUCCCUCAGAGUGGAAAUUCCGCUCAGUAUCGUCAUCUUCCUCUAGCCAUCUCCACGGGUCACAAAACUCACAUCGUCCUUCGAAGCGCUUCUCGUUUAAAAUUGGUGUUUUAUCCCACGGAAAAACAAACGAAGCACCCCCUUUUGGACCCUCUCUCAAUGCUCUUGACCCUCUCCCCGACGACCAGGUCAAGCUCGAAGGAAUAGUGAACUAUCAUCUUAGCCAGGUAGGCCGACUAAAGCUUGAAGUGGACCACUACAAUAACACGAUCGAACUGCUAUCAUGCACCACCCCUCCUGAAGACAUGGAAUGUGUUGCUAGGAAGCUACAUGAGCGAAUCCGAGGGGUUAUGGACGCGCGGAAACAACUUGGAGAAUUUAUGUCUUUCCACGUGCGGGAGAUUUACAGAAUUUUGAAGCUGAAGCAGGAGAUGACAGGGAAUACUACGGAUGACUAUCCUACCCAACUCAGAAGUUUACCCACAGAGCACGAGCUGCGCACUAUGUGUGGAGAGGAUGAGUUCUAUACAUAG